UCACUUUGAACGCCAGAGCCGGACAAGCAGAACCUGACCAAGCAAAAAAAACCAAAAAGAAUAUAUUCCUUUAUUGAAACGAAAUAUUGACCAUUCCCGCCUCUCUUCGGCCAUUUCUAAGCUGUUAUCUCUCAUCCUUUACCUACAUUCUAUAACACCUCCAAACCAAACCAAACCACAACAAUACCUCUUAAACAGCAUUACUAUCCAAACUCGCACAGCACCCUGAAAAGCAAAAUGUGCGUCUGCGACACCAAAAGCACCGAAAUCUGGGAACCUCCCAAACCGGUCAACAUCCCCAACUUCAUCCACAACGGCGGCCGCUACAAGAGGCCAUCAACGGUGCAACGGUGGGAAAACCGUUGGAACGGGAUCGGCAAUGGGCCUGGAGGAAAACGGAUGUAUGGACGUGGUGGAAGAAACAGCAUUUUUUACGGAGCUGGUGCAGGCAGCAGUUUGAUUGACGGAGCUGGUGCAAGCAGCAGCGUCGGUUGUAGUGGGCUCGGAGGAGGAGGAGCAGGAGCAGGCUGUGGUGGGGGAUCAUGCUAGAUUGCCUGUCUUGCUUUUAAAGGGAGAAAGUGUCUACUUAUGGCACUGGGCAUUGAUGGGAUAUGAACGACGAUAUGAUUUAUGACUGUUCUCCAUGGUUUUGGGAUAUUUUUCACCCCCUUUAGAGGGCUGCGUUUUAGUAUAGUGCUAGUUUAUGGGGUGUAUAGAAUGUCGACCACGUUCCAACGCGGUUCUCAGAUUAUGCUUAAGUAGGACAGUGUAAAUCCACCCAAGUAAAUAGUACGUAGUUCUUAGUUCCA
Molecule: messenger RNA, 809 nt
Organism: Aspergillus versicolor CBS 583.65
Lineage: Eukaryota; Fungi; Ascomycota; Eurotiomycetes; Eurotiales; Aspergillaceae
Exons: 1
Coding region: 238-549 (103 amino acids)
Source: RefSeq, a predicted model, not a curated record